AUGUAAUUCUGUAAACCUGACGUCAUUGGGGUGGUGGGGUUGACACCAAGACCUCUUCUACAACGGGUACCUACUCAUAAACUCAUAGUCGGUUCAUUCUUCAGAGAGUGUGUUUCAAGCCAGACCUUUAACUAAGAUAGGGGUAGGUGUCUUACGGGUGGUCAAGUCUGGGGACAAUUAUUAGAGACACGCAAUUGGAUUGGUCGUCUGUACGCAUAGAUAUGCGUUUAUCGAUCUGGUAAACUGCGCCCCGACUAUCCCGUGCUCGAAGUUGAGUUCAGUCAGAGCGGGAAGCGCACGGUGGCGAUACGACGAUCUGAAGACGGCCGUUUAAACGCGUUAUUGAAAAGGGCGGCGUCCCAAACCCCAUGCCGUAUAGUUGGUCCAUCCACUUAGUUGUAGUGUUCUUAGAGUGUAUUUUCAUUUAGCUAGAUCGAAAAAAAAUGGGAGGUUGCGCAUCUAAGGAAAAUUCUAAAAAAACGAAAGAGGAUGAAUCGGGAAAAUCUACCAUGGUUGACGCCGCCGUUUUGGAAAAACUGGAAGCCGGUUUCCAGAAAUUGGAAGCCUCUGACUCCAAAUCCCUCUUGAAAAAAUACCUCACCCGUGAACUCUUUGACAGCCUGAAGACCAAGAAGACCUCCUUCGGCUCCACCCUUCUCGACGUAAUCCAGUCUGGUUUGGAAAAUCACGACUCCGGCAUCGGCAUCUACGCCCCCGACGCCGAUUCUUACGCCGUCUUCUCCGACUUGUUCGACCCCAUCAUCGAAGACUACCAUGGUGGAUUCAAGAAGACUGAUAAACACCCGCCCAAGAACUGGGGCGACACCAGCAUUUUCGGCAACUUGGACGCCGCCGGCGAGUACAUCGUUUCCACCCGCGUGCGUUGCGGCCGCUCUUUGGACGGCUACCCCUUCAACCCCUGCUUGACCGAGGAGCAGUACAAGGAGAUGGAGCAGAAGGUGUCCUCUACCUUGUCUGGUCUCGAGGGCGAGCUGAAGGGCACUUUCUAUCCCUUGACCGGGAUGAGCAAGGAGGUGCAGCAGAAGCUGAUCGACGACCACUUCUUGUUCAAGGAGGGCGACAGGUUCUUGCAGGCUGCUAACGCUUGCCGCUUCUGGCCCAGCGGCCGUGGUAUUUUCCACAACGACGCCAAGACCUUCUUGGUUUGGUGCAACGAAGAGGACCACCUCCGCAUCAUUUCCAUGCAGAUGGGAGGCGACCUGGGACAGGUCUACCGCAGACUGGUUACGGCCGUUAACGACAUCGAGAAGCGCUUGCCCUUCUCGCACAGCGACAGGUUCGGCUUUUUGACCUUCUGCCCUACCAACUUGGGCACAACUGUCCGUGCCUCUGUCCACAUCAAGGUUCCCAAGCUGGCCGCCAACAAAGCCAAGCUGGAGGAAGUCGCCGCCAAGUACAACUUGCAGGUGCGCGGCACGCGUGGCGAGCACACCGAAGCCGAGGGUGGAGUCUACGACAUUUCCAAUAAGAGACGUAUGGGUCUCACCGAGUUCGACGCCGUUAAAGAAAUGUACGAUGGCAUUGCUGAAAUCAUCAAGAUCGAAAAGGAGUUGUAAACCCCGUACAUUCUAAUUAUACGUGAUUCAUUACUUAUAAGCAAUGAUACAUUAUUUCAGUAAGUAUAUCUUAUUUGCCAAAGUACCAGUGAAUGCUUAUAUCAUUAUUUAUAAGGUGUCAGGACUUGAGUUAGUGUAUUCAAUUUCUAGUCGACAUUGUUUCAAAUGUGAAAAAUUCAUACAAACUAAAAAACAUUGGAUCUUUCUUUUCUUUAUUUAUUUAUUUUUAAUGUAUGUAAAAACGAAGUAUUAUUUUAAAAAGCAACUGCAAAUUUAUUACAUUUAAUAAAAGACCUCCAAUGUUUA
This is a messenger RNA of Zophobas morio, 1883 nucleotides long. Its product is annotated as arginine kinase. The transcript is spliced from 4 exons. Gene Ontology annotation, biological process: phosphocreatine biosynthetic process. The coding region runs from base 444 to 1577 and encodes 377 amino acids. The record is from RefSeq and is a predicted model, not a curated record. Lineage: Eukaryota; Metazoa; Arthropoda; Insecta; Coleoptera; Tenebrionidae. Gene Ontology annotation, molecular function: creatine kinase activity.